GACAAGAUUUGUCCAUUCAAUACCGACUUGGUGUAAAAAAAAAUGAUCAGCUUAAUGACUAAAUGCCUCAAAAAUUGUCGAGUGAAAUUCCAGCAGACGGUACCGAAUCGAUGUUUACAUCCAAAAGUGUUAUUUCUAAGACCAGAUCCAACUGAAGUUCCAAAAAUUACCAAUGUUGAUGUGGUAGACUUUUUUGGAUAUCGAGCAGAGUUUCAAUCGGACUUUGAGAGUAUUGUUCAAGAAAGAAUGAAAAUGUUGGAAUUGAUGCCUAAAGCUCAGGAUGAGCUUCCACCAAGGACGAUGAAGGACAGCUUAGUUACGGCCAUCAUCCCGUUGAGCUCCAAUCGUGAACUCAGAGACCGGUAUUUGGCGGCCUCAGGUCAACUUCGUGCUGGAAGGUUACUCGAAGACACGGAUAUUUUUGCCGUUUACGCUGCAUACAACCAGUUGAAAAAUCCAAAAUCGGAGGCCGCAGGGGCAAAAGUUCCACACGUUGUAGUCACUGGUUGUAUAGAUACAAUUCAAUUAACGCCAGAUUUAAUUAAAAGUACAGAGGAUAUCAGAAUGUCUGCUCAUGUAUCUUACGUGGGAAAAACCAGCUUAGAGGUUUGUUUAUCAGUCGACCAGAAGCGCGGAAAUGCAUUCUCUGAAACAAUUUUUGAAGCUAUUUUUGUGCUAGUUGCGAAAGACGCAAUUGGUCUGGGCCCAGGAAUAGUAAAUCCUCUUAUUGCAGAAACCACAGAAGAGAAGGCAUACAUUGACCAGGCAAAGGAAAGACAGUCUCGGAGAAAGUUUGAUGCUCAAGAGUCACUAACACGACGUCCGCCUAAUGAGCUUGAGAGACAAUUAAUUCACAACAAGUUUUUGGAACGGACUAAACAGGGCUUUACGAGAGGAUUAAGUACAAAUCAGAAAUUAAUGGGUGAUACCAAGUCAAGCACGAUCUUCAUUUGCCACCCAAUGUUUCGAAACCACUUCCGGAAAGUAUUUGGUGGUUUUAUUAUGCGACAGGCAUUCGAAUUAGCAUAUAUGAACUCGUUUAUUUACGCCCGGCAACGUCCCUACGUUAUUGCGAUCGACGAUAUUGUGUUUCUACAGCCCGUUGAAAUAGGAUCGUUUCUUCGCUUCCGCUCUUGUAUUGGAUUUGUAAAGAAUAAUAUUAUUCACACGCCUGUUUUUGCUGAAAUUAUUGAUCCUGCAUCCGGCGAGGUUUCAGUGUCCAACGAAUUUAACUUCACAUUUAGAACAAACGAUCCGUCCAUCUCAGUGCCUGAUCUGACAUUUGACACCUAUGCGGAAGCCAUGACAUACGUCAAGACGUCACUAUAAUAAGAUGAUGAAACAAAGGGAAGAUAUUGCCAAUAUGAAAUAAUUGUCACGUCAAAUCUUAUUUUUUUUGUGGAAAUGCCUUUGAAAGUUUAUUUCAACACAAAUUUAAUCUUCUCCAGAAUUAUGUAAUAUAUUGAAGAUCGAAGUCUACGAUAUUAAAGUACAUGAUCAGAGUGCACAAAGCAACGCAUUGUUCCAGCUUCGAAUCAGUAUCUUGGUGUCCUAAUAUGUUUUAGAUAUUGAGGGAGGAUUUUCUCUAAUAUUUUAUGAGGGUAUGUGUACAUCCAUCUUUGUGUCG
Molecule: messenger RNA, 1627 nt
Organism: Folsomia candida
Lineage: Eukaryota; Metazoa; Arthropoda; Collembola; Entomobryomorpha; Isotomidae
Product: acyl-coenzyme A thioesterase 9, mitochondrial
Exons: 11
Coding region: 43-1329 (428 amino acids)
Biological process (GO): acyl-CoA metabolic process
Cellular component (GO): mitochondrion
Molecular function (GO): fatty acyl-CoA hydrolase activity
Source: RefSeq, a predicted model, not a curated record